Molecule: messenger RNA, 1219 nt
Organism: Camellia sinensis
Lineage: Eukaryota; Viridiplantae; Streptophyta; Magnoliopsida; Ericales; Theaceae
Product: peptide methionine sulfoxide reductase A5
Biological process (GO): cellular response to oxidative stress
Cellular component (GO): cytoplasm
Molecular function (GO): peptide-methionine (S)-S-oxide reductase activity
Source: RefSeq, a predicted model, not a curated record
GAAUUGACCGACCCGGAUAUAUUCUGCGUUCCUUCUUUUCUCUCUCUCUCAAGAGUUUGAGAGAGAGGGCCAACGAUGAAGCUCUCGGAGAGCAAUGCCCUCUGUUGUCGUCUUGUUUGGUUUGCUCUUCUUGUGAGCAUUUUAUUGGCGGAAACGGCUUUAAGCAUCAGAUUUCCUGAUCGGAUCUCUCAAGUCCCCAUUGACCCACCCAAACAGCCCCUUAAAUCAGCUGUUUUCGCUCUCGGAAGCUUCUGGAGAUCUGAAGCCGUUUUUGGUUGCUUGGAUGGAGUCGUACGGACAACUGUUGGUUACGCUGGUGGAUCUAAAGCCAAUCCCGAGUACCGAAGCUUGGGUGAUCACGCCGAGUCUGUACAGAUUGAAUAUGAUCCUAAGCUGGUUAAUUUCAGGCAACUUUUGGAGGUCUUCUGGUCCAGUCAUGACUCUAGACAAGUUUUCGGGCAAGGUCCUGAUGUAGGGAGCCAGUACAGGUCUAUUAUCUUCACUAAUGGAAGUGAAGAAUCCAGACUAGCUGCAGUCAGCAAAGAAAGAGAGCAGACUAAGUCAAAGAGCAGUAUCGUAACUACACAAAUUCAACAACUUGGAACAUUUUAUCCUGCAGAACCUGAACAUCAGAAAUUUGAGCUAAAACGAAACCCGUUCCUUCUUCAGCUGAUUGGAAACCUGCCGGAAGUUGAGCUUGAGAGUUCAAGCCUGGCAGCAAAACUGAACAGCUAUUCAGCAGAGCUUUGUCCAACUAAGAUUCAAAAGCAGAUCGAUGUGAAGAUCGACAACAUUAUUAAAAAAGGUUGGCCCAUUUUAAGAGAAUUAUAGUUAGACAAAUCCAUUUUCUCAAGUUGAAAAUAUUUAAAAGAGGUUGAGUGUUGUAGACUUCAGAUUCAAUUUGCUUCAGCCUGACAAGAUGAUAUACAUUGAUGUAUAGUGUUGAUUUUGCUUGUUCAGCCUGAAUUGCAGAGUUUUUUUGCUGUGGGGUAAAGGAGCUGAAAAUUCUUAAUUGGGGAUGUGAGUAUGAGUGGUUCUUGAACCUCAUUUGUAAAAUUUGUUGGUUUUUCUAUGCCAUUCUUUUGUAAGAUUAGAAGGAAAAUUGUUCUGUUAAAUGAAUUUAUGACAAAUUGUUGUUCCAUUUUUUGGUACAUUUAAAAACAUCAAAUUACGUAGUGGGGUUGUUGAAUAGAUUGAUGUCGGAAUUUGAACCUUACAA